Molecule: messenger RNA, 5418 nt
Organism: Mercenaria mercenaria
Lineage: Eukaryota; Metazoa; Mollusca; Bivalvia; Venerida; Veneridae
Product: transient-receptor-potential-like protein
Exons: 11
Coding region: 493-3657 (1054 amino acids)
Biological process (GO): manganese ion transport; regulation of cytosolic calcium ion concentration; calcium ion transmembrane transport
Cellular component (GO): membrane; cation channel complex
Molecular function (GO): protein binding; inositol 1,4,5 trisphosphate binding; store-operated calcium channel activity
Source: RefSeq, a predicted model, not a curated record
AAAGGCCUUUGAUCUACAGUGUCAUCUUCUUGGCUAAGACAGAGUUGAAGCAAAGGUUGUUUCUUAUAUUACCAUUUUUCGCCAAUUUAAGAGAUUUUAUUUAAGGACUGCUAUGAUCAGCAUAACCGUUUUAUCUGUCGCAUUACUAACGACAUGAAAGAUCGUUUGCGAAGCCAUUUUUCUGUAGAGCGAGGAUAAUUAGUUAAACGUAUCGUUAAAAGUUCUUUGUGACUAGCAUAUUCAUCAAUAAAUUCUCCUUUCACUAAAGCUUAUAUCUUUUUUUUAUCGCCAUCCGUUGCCGUGGUAUUCCAAUACACCUCAUCUCUAUGGUUAUAUCUGAAUACAUUCACAAUCAUAGCAAAACUGCAUUGCCAUAUUUGAGAAUGGUUGGAAAUUCUGCAAAGUGACGUGUUUUCAUGCUGGAAAUGGAAAUAAUAGAAAAUUCUGACUGACACUCAUAGAAUGAUACUUCUAAGGCUCUCCAAUUAGGCCAUGCCUUUUAAGAUGGGAAGAAAAUCAACCAAGUCUAGAUCAAGCAGAGGUAGUUCAAGACGUUCCGCUAAGGUGGCGCCAAUUGCAAUGCCUCUUCAGCCAAUCAAAUGCUGCCAAAGAAUCGCACCAAAAGAGCGCCUUUUCUUGGAAGCCGCCGAACGCGGUGACAAGCACACGAUGUUCCGGUGUCUUCAGCCGCCAAUGCCGGUGAACGUAAACUGUACCAAUAUGUUAGGACGCUCAGCUAUUCAGAUAGCCGUAGACAACGAAAACGUUGAGAUUGUUGAACUCUUAUUAAAACAGAAUGGUGUCAAAAUUGGGGAUGCGCUGUUAUAUGCUAUUCGUGAAGGGGUGUUCAAAAUCGUUGAAAUGUUAAUAGAUCACCCAUCAAUUACGCCAGACAUGCUUGGAACUGAGUGGUACAGGUCAAAAUAUGUCGGCGAAAUUGGCGAUUCGGAAGAAAGCAAUGACUAUUCGCCAGAUAUAUCACCUGUUAUAUUAGCAGCUCAUUGCAACCAGUUUGAAAUUCUUCAACUUUUGCUCAUGAGGGGAGCGGUUAUAGAUCGUCCCCAUCAGUUGUCUUGCUCAUGCCGGAAAUGUCAGGAGAAAGUCACCGAAGACGGCCUACGUCAUUCUUUAAGACGUAUAAAUACAUACAGAGCUCUCGCAAGCCCAGCUUGGAUCUCUUUAACCAGCUCAGACCCCAUUCUCACGGCUUUCAAACUGUCAUGGGAGCUCGAGAAAUUAGCACUUCGUGAGAAUGAGUUUAAAGACGCGUAUAUAGCCUUAAGCAACCAGUGUAAGAAAUGUGCCUGUGAUCUGCUGGACCAAUGUCGAAGUAGUGAGGAAGUUAUUGCAGUGCUAAACAGAAGGAAUGACAGCGACUCAGAUAACGAGGAAUGUGAUGGUAAUACAGAAGGUACCAUGGCUCUUUCCAGGCUUAAACUAGCUAUCAAAUACGAGCAAAAACAGUUUGUUGCUCACCCCAGUUGCCAGCAGCUACUUACUAGUAUCUGGUAUGAGGGUCUGCCCGGAUGGCGGAAGAGAAACACCAUAUCCAAAUUCACAAUAUGCCUAGGUCUGUGUGUCAUGAUGCCAUUCAUGGCAUUAUACUACUGGAUUUUCCCGCUUAGUAAAAUCGGAAAGCUUCUGAGAACACCGUUCAUGAAGUUUUUAUAUCAUAGCGCGUCAUUCGUAACGUUUCUGGUUUUAUUGAUGUGGGCGUCAACAGAGAUAAACAGUCUGAAAGACAGAGAAAACCUUCGAGGACCUCCACCCACAACGCUAGAAUGGCUGGUCUCUAUAUGGGUAACAGGAUUUAUAUGGUCAGAAUGCAAGCAGUUAUGGGAAGAAGGACUAAAAGCCUACAUCCGGCAAUGGUGGAACUGGAUGGAUUUUAUCAUGCUCUCACUCUAUCUCACGACCUUCACCUUGCGAUUCGUCGCCUUUUUCCAGAUGGAGUCUGGGAAAUACGGCCCGCGGGAAAUGGAGCGCAAGAACUGGCCGCUUUACGACCCUACUAUGGUGUCCGAAGGACUAUUUGCGGUAGCGAACGUGUUUAGUUUUGCGCGCAUUAUUUUUCUAUUCCAAGCUGAUCAGUAUUUAGGACCUCUACAGAUAUCACUGGGAUGCAUGUUGAUUGAUAUUGCGAAAUUCAUGUUGAUAUUUUUCCUCGUGUUGACAUCGUUUGCCUGUGGCCUAAACCAACUGUAUUGGUAUUAUACUCCAGAUGCCGGAAACCCGCCUUCAUUUUACACUUUAGAAAAUAGUUACCGGACAUUAUACUGGUCAUUGUUCAGUCUGACCCAACUUAAGGACAUAAAGAUCAAAAAUAGUCAGUAUUUUACGGAAACUGUCGGGGAACUACUUUUUAUGGUGUACCAUACCAUGGCGGUGAUUGUGCUCAUCAACAUGCUAAUUGCCAUGAUGUCUAACUCCUUCCAAGAAAUUGAGAAUCACGCAGAUAUGGAGUGGAAAUUCUCAAGGUCAAAAUUAUGGAUGGGUUACUUUGAUGAAGGUUCAACACUUCCGCCGCCUUUUAACUUGGUUAUCAGUCCAAAGUCUAUCUCUUAUUUUCUGAGAGCGCUGAAGAAUUUCUUCUGCACGUGUUGCAAGACGACGCCAUUUAAAAAACUUCGACGAAAAAAGUCUGCAGAAGAUGGCGUUAAGGGUUUUAAACAUUCAGAAAACUCAGUUUUCACGACGAGGGAAAGUUCUUCUGUAAACUUAAACAACGCAACAACAGAUAGCUAUAAAACGACGUCUAACGGAGAAGCAUGCCGGCUCCGACGACUUAUGAGUAAGCACGUGAUGCCAGAUGUUAAAUAUGCGGACAUUAUGCGACGCUUAGUUAGUCGUUAUAUACACCAAACCAAGAAACAGCGACGUCAGGAUGGAGUCAACGAGGACGACUUGUUGGAAAUUAAACAGGAUAUUUCGAGUUUAAGGUAUGAAAUACGGGAGGACCGCAGGAGGGAAAUUUUAAGAGCAGAAAACCACCUAGAGACGCUACGAAAAGAAAUCAUUCACUCCAUAAGGGGAAGCUUUGCUAGCCAGACAGACCAACCAAGUUACCCUAAUCUCCAUCCCAACUGGAGCGGGGAUUUUAGUCAAACAGGUCCCGCGAGAUAUACUCCAAACGACCAGACAGGACAUGUUAAUCCCACGCAGACUGAUGAACAUCGCAGCACACAAAGAAAAUUCAAAGAUACUUUAAUUCGUAAUCUGGAAAACAUAUCACAUGGUCACACGCCUGGAAAUUUUACAUCGGCAAAAGUGGAAAGCUACCUUUCCCAUUUGGGAGACAGUGUUUCCUCACAAACAACAGAAACCUUUCCACUUCCGAACCUGACCUCUGACCCCUACAAGUCACAUUCCGGCGAAGUCUAUGCGCCUAGACCAACUUCUUAUUUUAAUCGAUAUUCCGCAGACGCCGAGGACCAUCCACCAGACAUAGAAACUAGUUUCAACCAACCUCGACAGAAAAUUUUCACCCAAGACGAUUUAGAGUCAAUUAAACUUGAAGUUAUUUCGUCUCUAAAAUCAGAAUUACGGGAGUCGGCACGAGACGUUGCUAAGGAGCUGCUUAGCCACUCUCCUGCAACAAAUGCGGUUCCAGAUCUUUACUCCGAACUUUACCAGACACACCUAUACACACAGUUGUAAGUCAAACCAACCAGACAAAUCUAGUCCCGGUUUGUGACUUUAGUUACCCCACUUGGCGCUCCGGGAGUAGAAAAUUCCUAUACAUACACUAAAGCAGUAGAAAACGUUUGUAUAUAGACGUAAAUAUGUAUAAAGAUGUACAAAUCACCAAACAGCACUCUUUUAAACACUAAAGUUAUACAAAUCACCCCUUUACAUGCACGCAUAAUUCCCGUAAAACGCAUAUGAAAACGCACUUUAAGACUUAAGCAGAACAAAUCACUCCUUUACACACAUUUAAGUUGCACAAAUCAACCAUUUAUAUCAUUUUAAGGAGACAGAACCAGUCAUCCCCUCAUACACAUGUUUCAGCAACUCGAAUCAACCUCGUAUACUCGUAUAAAGCAGUAAAAAUCACUCCUUUAUACAAAUUUCUAAGAAGUUCAAAUCAACCCUUUCUACACAAAAAUAAACCCUUUAUGCACAUUUUAAGCAGAUAGUUCAAAUAAACACAUUGUUAACAUUUUGAGGAGUACAAUUAAGCAAACCAAAUCAACCCUUUAUACACAGUUAAGUGGAACAAAUCAAAAGAAUUGCAAAUGGACAGUACCAUCAACUGUUAAAAGGGGUGCUUACAAAGAAGAUACUGACUGAAUGGCAAACAGUGCAGAUCAUGAUCAGACUGCAGAGAUGUGCAGUCUGUGUGCAGUCUGAUCAUGAUCUACACUGGUCUCAAAAGCAGAAUUAGACGUGUCCAGCAAAAUAAGAGUUAACACGGAGGCCUCUUAUGUUGCAUCAAUAUAGCUAGAAGUUGGGAAUAGAUUUUACAGUUAUAGAAAACGCAUUCAGACAAAGAAUAUGAAAGUUUUUCAAUCCGAGUUGCAUACCCGGAACAUUUCAUAAUCAUUCUCUCCGUGGAAUGCCCGCUUAAGUUUUGAACGCAUGUACAGUGUUGUAAAUUACAGUCAAACAUGUGUUAAAGACCACCUCUGAACAGAGACCACCUGGCUCUAAAGACCACAUGUUUUGUUUCCUAUUUUAACAAUUACAGUGUGUUUUAACCUGUGAAUAAAGACCAUCUCCCAAUAAAGACCACAUUUUAGCUCUCCCAGGGGUGGUCUUUAUAGACAGGUUUGACUGUAUAGUGUUCCGUGAUGCUAGGUGCACAUUGGUGAUAUUAUCGUUAUACUUAUAUACAAACUUGUUAAUUUCUAAUGUAUUAUUUACUUUGGAUAUGUUUAAAUUUGCUUAACUACAUCAUUGAAGAACUUAUGUACAUAAAUGAGUUCUGUUAAUGUCUGUCCCAGUGCAGUAAAAUUUAAGUAUAUUUUGUUCGCCAGUUAAUACUUACAUUUUGAAUUAUUUAAGAAGUCGUUUUUAUUUUAAGAUCAAAAUAUUUGCGUAUUGUUUUGUCUAGAAGAUCUUUUUUUGCAAAAAAAUUAUAUUUUUAUAUUUUUCAAUCGAUAUUGUUAUAUUUUAUAUAGCAUGUUAAAACAUGUUCCAAAUUUGUAUAAUGAUGAUUUUUUUUGCCAGUUUUCUUAGAGGAGACAUCAACUUUAUAACUGUGUUGCCUAAAGAGAAAGAAUAUGUUGAGAAAUAAGUUCAAAACUAUUAUGUCUUAAGUUUCCGUUGUCUUAAGUUUUACAACGCUUUCAUUAUAUAUUAAGUAUGUAUGAUAAAGUUUGUAUAAUAGAAACUUGGUCAGUCUAUUUUAUCUUAUCGCCUUCAGUGGAUUAUGCAGGUCCAGGAUCAUUUGGGUGCGUAAGCGACGAGUGCGAUCUG